UUUUGGCCGGCUUACAUCCUGGGUGCGACCACCUUAAAAGACGCACACCACUUCUAUACUCAAUCGUACGAUCUCACGACUGGAGAGCUCAGGACAAAACCCACCCGCCGAAGCCUCGCAUCCAAAAUCAAAGCAAACCACCGACAACAAAGACACUUUUGAGCCGCCCCCUUUACGCUUCGUCUACUACCACGACAAACUCCUAGCUAGUAUGCAGAUCUUCAUCAAGACACUCACAGGCCGUAAGCAAGCCUUCAACUUCGAGCCCGAGAACCAAGUGUUGGUGGUCAAACAGGCCCUUCAAGAAAAGGAGGGAAUUCAGGUCGAUCAGAUCCGAUUAAUCCACUCAGGAAAACAGCUAGCUGACGACAAAACUUUGGAAAGCUACAAUAUUGCUGCUGGAGCCACCAUUCACAUGGUCUUGCAAUUGCGUGGGGGAAACUAAAAAGGCGGAUGGUGUCGAGUAUUAGUAUUUGGGUGCCGUUUGUUGGUGAAACCAUCAUCGUGCGGUGAAAGAAAAUCUGCAACAAGCGCUGGAAUUCACGGAUUCUUUAUCCGAGCAACAAUCCACAACCGCAUCAGUUUUCGGCGCUCGUGUUUGCGCUUUUUAGUAUUCCUCUCAUUCCGAGGGCAUGAUAGAACUGUACUAGACGUCAGGUUUCUGAACCGU
Seminavis robusta is the source of this 670-nucleotide messenger RNA. Lineage: Eukaryota; Bacillariophyta; Bacillariophyceae; Naviculales; Naviculaceae. The record is from the annotation of a GenBank genome assembly.